This is a messenger RNA of Durusdinium trenchii, 573 nucleotides long. The record is from the annotation of a GenBank genome assembly. NCBI's taxonomy places the organism in Eukaryota, Dinophyceae, Suessiales, Symbiodiniaceae.
AUGGAUUUCCUGCGCCACAAACGGGGAGGUGGUGGCCACGACGACCUCUCCAAGUGCAAGCAGAUUGCUGAGGCGGUUCGAGGAAGGCCCACUGAGACUCAGGUGCUCGAUGUCGGUGCUGGCACCGCACCCUGCAAGCCCUUCAUUCGGUCCUUGGGCUACACAUACACAGCGCAGGAUGCGAUGGAAUACGCUGGCGCGGAAGGCAUGGCUGGGUCUGUGUUCCUGCAUGGCUAUGCGGACAUCGAUGUGGUGUCGGAUAUCACUGCGAUGCCUUUACCCAACAACUCCUUCGAUGUGAUCAUUUGUACUGAUGUACUGGAGCAUGUGCUUUUUCCACGAGAGGCGGUGCAUGAAAUUGGACGGCUUCUGAAGAGACUGGAGGAAUGGCCUUUUUUCAAGUUCCUUUCGGAGGAGCCCUCCACAACUUACCGCAUCACUACUAUGCUGGUUUUACGCAUUUGUGGUUUGAGAACAUCUCGGCAGAGAUUGGACUGGACCCAGCUUGGGGGUAUCAUUUCGAGACCUUGGGCAAACGAAUCCAACGAUCCUUGCAAUCAGAGGAAUGCCUGA